Ixodes scapularis (black-legged tick) is the source of this 474-nucleotide messenger RNA. RefSeq names its product 4-coumarate--CoA ligase 1-like. NCBI's taxonomy places the organism in Eukaryota, Metazoa, Arthropoda, Arachnida, Ixodida, Ixodidae. The record is from RefSeq and is a predicted model, not a curated record. The coding region runs from base 1 to 474 and encodes 157 amino acids. The transcript has 3 exons. Gene Ontology annotation, molecular function: CoA-ligase activity.
AUGGUUCACAGCCAAAGCGUCAUGAAAGGCUACAUCGGGCAUCCAGAAGCUACUGCUGAAGCAUUGGGCGAUGAUGGCUGGUUGCGUACAGGAGAUUUAGGCUUAUACGACACCGAUGGAGGAAUUCAUAUUAUCGACAGAUUAAAGGAGAUGAUAAAAUGCAUGGAUAAUACCGUCACCCCCGCUGAACUGGAAGAACUUCUAUUGACCCAUGAGGCUGUUGCAGAGGCCGCAGUUGUGGGGGUUCCCAGCUCCAAGUACGGCGAGGCUCCAGCAGCUUGUGUCGUUGUCAAAGACGGUUUCGAGAAAAACCUCGAGAGUCUGUCGAUGGAAUUAAAGGAGCUCAUUGCAGAUCAAGCGGCUGUUUUCAAGCAGCUGUACGGCGGAGUUUCCUUUAUGAAAUCUCUUGCCAGGUCCCAAACCGGAAAGAUCCUGAGACAAGACCUCAAGUCAAAGAUUGCUCAUGAAAAAUAA